AUGGCCUGGAACGGCGACGCAGGCUGGACUCGGACCGGGCACCGGCGGCAGGGCAGAGUCUGGGGGCGCACAAACUGCACCGUCAAUGGUGAAUCUUGCGCCUGUCAAACGGGAGACUGCUUUGCCAAGCUUGACUGCGAGUUCAGUGGCGCUGUACCUGCAACUCUUGUAGAGUUCAACCUGGCGGGCGGCGUGAAUGGGAUGCAGACAUUUUACGACAUUUCACUAGUUGACGGCUACAACCUUCCCGUCGGUAUCGAGCACAUUCCGUCCGACAAUACAUCUUUCGUUCCGCCCAACCUUACCAACGCAGCCUGUGUCGCAACAGCAGGCUGGCUGUAUGACAGCUCACCGACGGGCACCUAUUACUCCAACGAAACGUAUCCUAUACCCCUAGAGAAGAAAGAGACAAACGAUAUGCUGUCCAAAUGGUGCCCAUGGCGCAACCUGGCGUUCCCACCACAAAAGCCCAGCGAUGGUAUAUAUCCCUAUCCAGAUGACAAUAUUCAGAGGCCGUCGUUUUCGCCAUGCAAGAGUGCCUGCGCCACGACAGGGACCGACAGAGACUGCUGCAUCGGCAAAUACCACGAUCCAAACAUUUGCAAGCCGUCAAUAUACAGCACAAACGUCAAGGCUGUGUGUCCCGACGCGUACAGUUUUGCCUUUGACGAUCGCAGUUCAACAUUUAUCGUGCCCAAAGGCGGCGGUUGGGAGGUCAUCUGGUGUCCAGCUGGACGAUCGACUGAUAUUUUAAACCAGCUAUCGGCACAGAUGUACGAGCUUGCAAGCGGCGGCCAACUCUCGGAACUUUCAAUGAGGAGACUUGGCAAUGUCUCUUUUGUAAACGCUCGCAAAGAGUACGCUUGUGGGGUGUCUGCUGGUGCGAGCCUGUACUGUCGGCUGCUGAUGCUGUUUGCCGCCUCAUGGCUUGCCUUGAUUAUGGCCUAA
Molecule: messenger RNA, 948 nt
Organism: Akanthomyces muscarius
Lineage: Eukaryota; Fungi; Ascomycota; Sordariomycetes; Hypocreales; Cordycipitaceae
Exons: 3
Coding region: 1-948 (315 amino acids)
Biological process (GO): defense response
Cellular component (GO): extracellular region
Source: RefSeq, a predicted model, not a curated record